This is a messenger RNA of Hylaeus anthracinus, 3386 nucleotides long. Its product is annotated as G-protein coupled receptor Mth2-like. The transcript is spliced from 7 exons. Bases 472 to 2910 code for a protein of 812 amino acids. Gene Ontology annotation, molecular function: G protein-coupled receptor activity. Gene Ontology annotation, cellular component: membrane. The record is from RefSeq and is a predicted model, not a curated record. Gene Ontology annotation, biological process: G protein-coupled receptor signaling pathway; cell surface receptor signaling pathway. Lineage: Eukaryota; Metazoa; Arthropoda; Insecta; Hymenoptera; Colletidae.
AAGAUAGGCGAGUAUUUGCAUCGUAUGAAUGUACGAGAGGCGAUUACCCUCUAGUUAUCGAUUAAAAUUGAUUAACGAGAUCGACAAACGGUACGAGAAAAUGAUAAAGGGUAGUAGUGUUGCGUUAGUUUAUCCCGUUGGCACUUGGCAGACGGUCUUUCUAGCCGUAAUAGGUUUGACAGAUGGCGUUGGUACCGCAUUGUCGGCGAUUCUCGCGCGGGCGGCAACUAAGAACGAUCGAAAGACUCGGAGGGCAGUCUGUCCCGAGACUUCCGAGCCAUUUACGAUUUCGUUGGAUCGUCGACGCGACGUCGAUGAUCAACGCCGAAACGAUCCGACGUGAAUUUUAAGAAUCGUUUCGCAUCGACGUAUGAACGCGAAAAGAAAAGAAAAGAAAAGAAAAGAAAAGAAAAGGAGAGAGAACGUAUCAUCGAACGUAGUUACGUUUGAACGGAGCGUGAGAAGGUCACGAUGCGGCUCCGUGUCACUACCGUGAUUCGCGUAAUUUCGUUUAGUUUGUUGUAUUGGCUCGGACCUACGGGAACCGAAGUAGACGCAUCGUCGAACGGAGAUUCCUUUUGCCAAGCAUUCGCGGCUAUCGUUCUGGAACCAAGUAAAACUAGCAGAUUUAAGAACGGAAGUUUGAUGUACGAGGAGCUGGUGUACCCCGUCGGAUCUUAUCGAGAGGUCGGGAACGAGACUUACGGAUGUCCGUGUAAUUUACGCACAUGCCUGAAAAAGUGUUGUCGACGCAACGAGAUGUUAGGAGUCGGUGAUCGACCGAAUUGCACGCGACUACCGAACGAACAGCUCGGCCGCGAUCUCGUCCUCGAACGAUCCCAACUCGCCCCCGAGAUCGAACGAGUCUCCGUUAUCGUCAACUACACGGGCUGUCCCGGGAAUCUCUCGAGGUAUAUGCUCGAGCCGGAAAAGUUUGAGGAGGACAAGUUUGUAGUCGAGCGAAACGGGUCGCUUCAAACUUCGUCGAUGAUGUUUCCGACGGGGAGUUACUGUCUCGACUGGAAAGAGUCCGUCGACAAGAUCGCCGCCCUCGUUUGCUUGUCGACCGAAGUUUUACCCAAUUCCGUUCCUCCGAACGAGAAAACCUAUUACAAAUUCGGCCUUAUAGUGUCCAUUCCAUUUUUGCUCGCUACAUUUUUGGUGUACGCGAUUAUUCCGGAGCUCAGGAAUCUCUACGGAAAGACUCUGAUGUGUUACGUUGCUUCUCUUCUCGUCGCGUACACUUUCCUCGAAUUGGCCUCCUUGUUUUACAUCGCGUACGGACUCUGCUCCGCGAUAGCCGCAACUGGAUGUUUUUCGAGAACCCACCCACCCAGACGUUCGGUACGGUCCGAUAUGGAUUACGAUCACGAUCACAAUUGGUUAACGAUCCUUGUCAUCUGGCUGUUAUCGACGCGAUCGGUAUUCGCGACGAGCGUUGUGUUGUCUAGCACCGAAUGUUUGUGCAAUCAAGAAAACAUCACUAGAGUAGAGCCAGAGUGUUUGGUGAAGGAUGCCAACAACAGCAAACCGAGCAGAGACUUUGACGGGUUUGACGACUUUGGUAGCUCGGACGAGGCAAAGAAUAAGAGGACGAACGUGUCUCGGAUCCCGUUUCCUCUUUGCGAACCGCUCGCGUUUCGCGCGUGUUGCAACAAUCACGAGGAAACAAACGUCACCUUCCAUUUGCCGAGUAUUUACGAUUCCGUUAGCUUGGAGUUGCUCGUCGAGGAUCUAACGCGAGAACGGUUUCGUUUUUUCCUUUCGAAUCCUCGUAGAGACAAGUACUUACUCGAGCCGAACAACAACAUCGAAGAUCAUUUCAUGUAUCUUAACAACGGCUCGAUCUACCAGGAUAAUAUCGGAAUUAUUCGCGAGCAGACCGAUUUUUGUUUCCGUUUAGAGGAUAACGACACGUUCAGCGUGCUAGUUUCUUUCGACAUAAGCGAAGGCGACGGAAACGUGUUGGUCUCGUAUCCCGUGGGAAUGAUCGUUUCGAUACCGUUCCUGCUCGCUACUUUGAUCGUCUACACGCUGAUACCCGAACUGCACAACAUACACGGACGCACCCUGCGCGGAUACGUUGGUUCCCUCAUGGUCGCGUAUACAACGCUCGCUAUCUUACAGAUCUCACCGCAGGAACAUAUCUCGGACAAGUUCUGCGUGUUGCUCGCCUUGGUCAUCCACUUCUCGUUCCUGGCGAGCUUUUUCUGGCUGAACGUUAUGUGCUUCGAUAUUUGGUGGACGUUUAGAGGUUUCCGAUCGCUUCAAGGUAGCGCAAAGCAAAGGGAACGGAAAAAGUUUAUGAUAUAUUCGAUCUACGCUUGGGGUUGCGCAUCCAUUCUUACAGGAAUCAGCAUACUCAUGCAUUUUCUUCCCGAUAUCCCAAAGCAUUUCGUUCGACCGGAAUUCGGCGAAGAGAGUUGCUGGUUUGCAAAGGAAACGGCAAAAGCGAUAUACUUUUACGGACCUAUGGGCGUUACAAUCCUCUGCAACAUAUGUCUUUUCGUCUCGACGGCAUUGAAGAUUGUGCGACACAAAAAAGACACGGCGCGACAUUUCAAAGACGCGGACAGCAAGCGCCACGACGAUCACAAACAAUGGUUCAAUUUGUACUUGAAGCUGUUCAUCGUAAUGGGCAUCAAUUGGUCAAUGGAAAUAAUAUCUUGGCUGUGCAACAAUUCACCGGAAUACAUUUGGUAUCUUACCGAUAUAACGAAUACCUUGCAAGGUGUAAUCAUCUUCUUCAUCUUCGUUUGGAAGGAUAAAGUGAAGCAGCAUCUUCUGAAAAGACUCUGCUGCAGGGACGACAAUAUACUUUCCAGAAACUCGACUCGAAGCGCGUAUCAUAGUUCGACUACUCGUUCGACCUAUCCUUUUUCGAGCGAGUCUGCGCGAACCGUUAAAUGAACGUUCACGGUAACACCACGGUUUGUCCACUCGCAAUCGGCACAAGUAUCUAGUCGUCGAGAAUGGCUAUCGUUGGAGUGUUUCGAGUCGCGAGUAUUCUUUUAUUUCAAUUUUAAGGAAAAGCUUGGGCUAAAGUUUGCGCUAUACGUUCUCAAAUGACCUGUGACCGCGCCACUUGGAGUGUAACGCGAUGUUAAUUAGCCGUGAAGCUUCUAUAAUUCUACUCUUCUUCUUCUUCUUCUUCUUCUUCUUUUUCGUGUUUAUAACGUAAUAUAGAAAAUUUGAAUCAAUGCACCAAAAAGCUUACCAAACUUGUUUAUUGUACGCCAAGAAAAUAACAAAUGUAUGUUGCGUAAUGUAUUUUACGAGAUUAAAUGUGUGAAAAUUUGUACAUUUUCUUAAUGUGUACACGCGUAUGUGUAUAAAUUAUGUAUUUUUUAUUCUAAAUUGAUAUUAAAGUAUAGUACAAAUUUGAA